This is a messenger RNA of Python bivittatus (Burmese python), 957 nucleotides long. Its product is annotated as olfactory receptor 6B1-like. The record is from RefSeq and is a predicted model, not a curated record. Gene Ontology annotation, molecular function: G protein-coupled receptor activity; olfactory receptor activity. Lineage: Eukaryota; Metazoa; Chordata; Lepidosauria; Squamata; Pythonidae. Gene Ontology annotation, cellular component: membrane. Gene Ontology annotation, biological process: G protein-coupled receptor signaling pathway.
GGCAUGGAGGUGAGGAACCAGACCAGAAUCCAGAAGUUUAUUCUCCUGGGUUUCCCCACUGUCUUAGAACUUCAGAGACUACUAUUUGUAGUCUUUCUUCUUAUUUACAUCCUCACUCUUUUGGAGAAUGCUAUGAUCAUCAUCCUCAUCAGGACAAAUAGCCAGCUCCAAAAGCCCAUGUAUCUUUUCCUCAGUCACUUGUCUUUCCUGGAGACUUGGUACAUUUCUGUGACUGUUCCCAAACUCCUGAUUAACUUCCUAGCAAGGGACAAAAGCAUUUCCUAUGCAGGCUGCAUGGCUCAGCUCUAUUUCUUCAUAUCACUAGCCAGCACUGAAUGUGUCCUUUUGGCUGUCAUGGCUUAUGACCGCUAUGUGGCCAUCUGCCAUCCACUGCGCUAUCCAGUUAUAAUGACUGCCCAGCUUUGUUUCCAGCUAGCAGUGGGUUCCUGGCUCGCUGGUUUCCUAAAUUCUAUGCUCAAGGUUUCUUUCAUUUCACGUUUGAGUUUUUGUGGGCCCAAUGUCAUCAACCACUACUUCUGUGACAUUUCACCUUUGCUCAAUCUCUCCUGCAGUGACCGCACUGUAGCUGAAUUGGUGGACUUUGUGUUUGCCCUUCUUAUCCUUAUAAUUCCACUCUCUGUCACAAUUGGCUCCUAUGUGUUUAUCUUAGGCACCAUCUUACGUAUCCCUACAACUCAAGGAAAAAGAAAAGCCUUUUCUACCUGUGCCUCACACCUCACAGUGGUUAUUAUGUUCUACUCAGGUACACUUUUCAUGUAUGCAAGACCAAGGAGAAUCCAUUCUUUCAACAUCAAUAAGUUUGUAUCAGUUGUGUAUACUAUUGUUACUCCCAUGCUGAAUCCGUGCAUCUAUUGUCUAAGGAAUCAGGAUGUCAAGGAAGCCCUGAAAAAAGUAUUUUGCAACUUAAGUCCUGACAACGUGGUUAGGACGUUUUAG